Messenger RNA from Phytophthora sojae, 981 nucleotides. RefSeq lists its product as hypothetical. NCBI's taxonomy places the organism in Eukaryota, Oomycota, Peronosporomycetes, Peronosporales, Peronosporaceae. The transcript has a single exon. The annotation marks the transcript as partial. The record is from RefSeq and is a predicted model, not a curated record.
CGCGAGAAGGAGAUGAUCCGGAAGCGGCAGUACCACCGACGGCUCAAGAGCGAGCGCGAUACUCUACGCAGGAUGGUGGAUGAGUUAUCUCGACAGCUACAGGAGCUGCAGCACGUCAGUGGCGGUGCUACUGAAACCUUCGCCAACUCAACGUGGAGAAACAUUGCAAUGCUCCAGCGUGACCAGCGAGUGCAAUCCGAGACCGAACAGAUGAGGCUCUUCACCGCAGCCAAGAUGCAAGCCCUGUACAUCAAGAAACUGUGCGAACAACUUCCCAAUACGUUGCCCCAAAGCAACGCCUGGAGUGUUUCUCCACGCCCAACCGGUGCUCCCUUCGACGAGAGCGUGUACCAUACUCUGCUGAACAAGGUGAACGCGUGCUACACCCAGAUUGACGACGUUCUCGGUGAAUUCGACCGUGACGGGGUAACCACAUCAGUCCAUCGGAGCCAAUUCAAUGGAGAAGUUCAGUACUUCCAGCAUCUGAACCAGUUCACGGAGCCUUACGGCUACGAGCACACGCACCGAACGAUGUGGAAUCUGGCCAAAUUGUUCCACAGACAACAAGAUCGACGAGAUUUUUACGGCGUUGGAGACCCGAAUGACACGGUGGUCGUCAGGUUUCGUUUGCUCCGUACUUUGGCUAAUGGGGCGACAGUUUCUGUGCUGCAGCGGUACGUUCAUCGUCGCUUCCAGGGGAAUAAACGCACAAUUCUCGUGUGGAAGACGCUGUCCGAGGGUGAAGGCGUGUUCCGAGGGAUACAGUCGGAAGAGACUGGGUGGGUUUGUCUGCAGCCGGCUACGGAGGAAGACUCGACUCUGGUGAGAGUUUGUGUGCGUCAGGCCCCAAUGAGAUUCCAGGCUCCGGAUCGCUGUGAUUCUGCUACUGGGGAGUUCCAUCAGGUGCUGCAAAACUCCGUUAGCGAAGAUAUGCAAGAGAUUUCUGCUGCCUUGGACAAGAUGCUGCUGGAUGACACGCUG